Messenger RNA from Pieris macdunnoughi, 603 nucleotides. The record is from the annotation of a GenBank genome assembly. NCBI's taxonomy places the organism in Eukaryota, Metazoa, Arthropoda, Insecta, Lepidoptera, Pieridae.
AUGGCGGCUCGCGUGUUUUCGACGAUAGCUGCUGUACUUGUACUUCAGUGUUGUAUGAGGUCUUUAGCAAUGCCAGCAGAACAAGAAAAAACAAGCAAAGUCUCCUUAACUACACUGGCCACUGAACCAAAACCCCCUUCUUCUACCCCGCUACCCGUUACACCAGAAGCGAGUUCAUCAAUUCCACCGGCCACAACACCAAAAGGGGAUUCUUCUACCCCACUAUCCGUUGAACAAGAAACGAGUUCAUCAAUUCCACUGGCCACUACACCAAAAGGGGGUUCUUCUACCCCGCUACUCGUUACACCAAAAGCGGGUUCAUCAAUUCCACCGUCAAUUAUACCAGAAGGGGGUUCUUCUACCCCGCUACCCGUUACACCAAAAGCGGGUUCAUCAAUUCCACCGUCCACUAUACCAAAAGUUAAACUCGAGGGAGAUUCACCUGUGCUGCCACUCACAGUACCAUCUUCAACAGUACCUCCAGUGACUCCGGCGUCAUCAGGCUUGUCUCCUGGUGCAACUGCAGCAGCAGUGAUUGGAAGUCUGGCGGGAACUGGAAUUCUUAUUUUUGUGGGGAAAAUGGCCUUCAAAAAAUACUUUUAA